Messenger RNA from Terrapene triunguis (Three-toed box turtle), 5712 nucleotides. Its product is annotated as KN motif and ankyrin repeat domain-containing protein 4. Gene Ontology annotation, cellular component: cytoskeleton; cytoplasm. NCBI's taxonomy places the organism in Eukaryota, Metazoa, Chordata, Testudines, Emydidae. The coding region runs from base 483 to 3674 and encodes 1063 amino acids. The record is from RefSeq and is a predicted model, not a curated record. Gene Ontology annotation, molecular function: protein binding. Gene Ontology annotation, biological process: negative regulation of actin filament polymerization. The transcript has 12 exons.
GGCUGUCUCCGGGGGCAUCCCCCCUCACUCAGCCCCGGGCAGUGGCAGCUGGAGGCGGGGAGCUGCAGCACACGCAGCCCAGUGCGGGGGGAAGGUGCUGGCAGCCCAGAGGCGGCCUGAGAGCAGCUGAUGGAUUCGGACGAGCCAGGCAGGAGCUAAAGACACCUCCCAAGAUUCGCUGCCGUAUCUUCAGCUCCUCAGAACAGCAGAUUGAUGGGUGUAACUAUAGGACUCUGAGCCACAGACAAAACCAUGAAUUCUUAAGAGGAUAUUUCUGAUAUAACUCAUUGCACUAUGCUGGAACUCACACAUUUGCUGCUCUGAACCUACAAGUAUUGACUCGCAGCAGUGAAAAGAUACCUUUCUGAAUGGGAAAAGCUCUUCUGCUCUGUUUUUUGUAGAUGGAAGGAUGAGAAGGUGCACAAAGUCUUAUUGACUCGUUGGAUGAUGUUUAACUGACAGCCUGGACCACAUUCCACAUUAUGGAGAAAGCAGAUGCUGGCAAUCAGCCAUCAAAACCCACUGAGGAUAAAGAUCAACCCAGAAGUCUCCCUUAUUCUGUUGAAACACCAUAUGGCUUCCAUUUAGACCUGGACUUUCUGAAAUACGUGGAUGACAUUGAAAAAGGAAAUACCAUUAAAAGGGUUCACAUUCACAGGAAGGCCAAACAGCCAAAGUUCAGCACACUGCCUCGGAAUUUCAGCCUGCCUGAGAAUAGAUCCCGUGCAUACGCUUCCUCCCCCAAUAAGAGCUGGACUGCAACCUGUUCAUUUGCACAGAGGAAGGCAUCACUAGGGGCAGAAGAAACCACCUGUCUUAUCACCUCGUAUGACUCACCACAAUCUUUAACUGCAGAGGAGCCACGUUACAGAAAAAAGGCCCUUUUAGCAGAAACAAUCAGACAAGCAGAGGUCAUCCACCCUGAAGAAGAGCCUGGCAGCUGUAGAAGGAGGCCACAGCUGUUAAGGGCUUCCAGCAUGCCAGCCAAACUUCUACCAAGUAAAAGUUCAGAAGAGGAAAGUCAGUGCUCCAAGCCUUCUCAGCCCUCAGCACUGUCUCAGCCUUGUGAUGGAAAGAGCUUCACAGAAAUUCCCUUUAGCCCUGCAAAGGAGUUACUGGAUUCACACUAUUCUGAUCGUGUCACAUUACAUUUCCCCAAAGAGCCAAGGAAUGUGCAAGAGCAAAUCAAAGUGGUGUUCCAGAAAAAUGAGCAGCCUGAGGGACAACAGGUGAAAGCCAUCCCCGAGCUGGAUCCCCAACCCUUCGAGUUUCCGAGGGAGAGAAUGCAAAUCCAAUCUCCACAUCAAAGCCAGCAUUUCAUAGCUCAAGAGCUGCUCCUGGUUACAGAGAGUGGAGGAGAGGAAUGCUACGCACCAGAGACAAAUAAAUGUCCUGAAUUAGUCAAGGAUGAAUCAAUCUCAUCAAAUGCCCCCAAGUUUAUGCAUGAAAAUGAGAACCGUGAAGAAAUAGAAUUAAACAUAAGUGAGAUCAUGCCAUGUGCACCAGAGAAGACUGAAGUUAGAAGCGUUUGGGCUAGAGCAAAUGAGGAAAACGUAGAUCUUGAACCUUUGCUUUGUGACACAGUAGAACCCAGCAGGAUCACAGCACUGAAACAACAGAUCACUGUUCUGGAGGAGCAACUAAAUAGCAAAAUAGAGGAACUUGAGCAGAUCAAAGUAGUGCUGAAGCAGCAGGAUAGUGAGAUCAAAGCAAAGGAGAGAAGCAUUAAAAUACUGGCAAGCUCCAAAGCUCAACUGGAAGAGAAACUCUGUCAGGAAAACACCAAAGAAACUGAACCGUCCAAGCAGGAUGGAAAUGUCCUGCAAUACCAUGAUGCUGCAGUGAACACUGAACUUAUGCAAGCAAACACGUUUAAGGAGGCCUAUGACAAGGGUGUCAAUGUUAAUAUUCCAGUCGCUACAGAAUCUGUAGGAUGUGGUACCUAUGGAGUGGACAAUGUGAACUUGCAGGCUAAGGAGUUAAGAAGAAUGCCUGUUCAUACGGAUCAGGGGUUGGCAGAUGUUGACACUCGUGUCAGAGAGGAAGGGGCUGCAUCUCUUGCCAAACAGAAAGGAACUGGAAUUGACACUGAGCCUCCUGUCUUUACACCACGCUUCACUGAGCUGAAGAUAGAUGAACAGAUCAAUGAUGACUGUCAACAUCAAAGAAACAGCUAUGACAGACAGUCUUGUGCUGCUAGCUCUCUGAUUGGAGAAAGCUGUUCAAGAACAGGAAGAGCUGACUCGAAUGGAAAUAAACCAGGUGGAAAUAAACCAGUUUUUGCCGGGGAUGUAAAGCAAGAUCUGAUUGAGGAGGAAAAGCAUACAGAACAACAAGAUUCCUCUGCAGAUGACCCCAUAGGCCAAUAUGUUAAAAAAAUCCAGGAGCUUUUGCAAGAGCAGUGGAUGUGCUUGGAGCAUGGCUAUCCAGAGUUAGCAAGCGCUAUUAAACACCCUGCAUCGAAGCUUAGUUCCAUCCAGAAUCAGAUAGUUAAUUCCUUAAACUUGCUGUUAUCUGCCUAUUCUACCCAAGCACCAUCAGAUAAGGAGAACUCAAACACGCAGUAUCAACAAUUGGAAAUCUCUCCAACCACAAGUCUUAAAUCAAUCAUGAAAAAGAAAGGUUAUGGUUUCCAUGCAGGAGGUAAUGGGACCAAAAAGAAUCUUCAGUUUGUUGGGGUAAAUGGUGGUUACGAAACAACAUCAAGUGAAGACACCAGCUGUGAAGACAGCUCAUCGGAAGGAAAUUCUGACAGCGAGAUGGAGAGGAAGUAUGACACUUUAGAGCACAGACAGGUGAAAGCUGCCCGUGAAAACAAACAUGCCUCAUCUGGAGUCUCCCAGUGCACUAGACAUGAAGACAAUGAGCCACAGGAACUGGAAGAAAUAACAAUGGCUAGCAUUCAACCCAAGACUGACAGAUGCAAACCCUCAGAAGAUUUUCUUGAUGGCUGCCUGUUAUUGAGCAAACACCUUUCAGAAAUAAGGACCUCCAAUGACAAACAUUUGAGACACAUCUUAAACACGGUCUGUCAAGAGUGGUUCCGAGUCUCUACUAGGAAAUCCUCCAGCCCUGAGGUUGUUGCAGCUUAUCUCAAAGAAUUCAAAGCAAUUCAUCCCCAGCUACUGAAGAUGAUCAUAAACUUGGCGGAUGGAAAUGGGAAUACAGCUCUUCAUUACAGUGUUUCCCAUUCCAACUUUCUGAUUGUGAAGCUUCUACUAGAUACAGGUGUUUGUGAUGUGGACCAUCAAAAUAAAGCUGGAUAUACUGCAGUGAUGAUCACACCACUGGCAUCAGCAGAAAGUGAUGAAGACAUGGAGGUGGUCUUAAAGCUGUUGAAAGAAGGGAACGUAAACAUACGGGCAAGUCAGGGAGGCCAGACUGCCUUAAUAUUAGGUGUCAGCCAUGACAGGGGAGAUAUGGUGAAAGCCUUGUUGUCUUGCAAGGCUGACAUAAACCAGCAGGAUGAUAAUGGAACAUCAGCAUUGAUGGUUGCCUGUCAGCAUGGCAAUGCUGAGAUUGCGAAGCUUCUUCUGGCUCACCCUGGUUGUAACACUACAUUAACGGACAAGAGUGGUAAUUCUGCUCUGUCUGUCGCUCUGAAAUCUGCCCACAUGGAAAUUGCAGAGCUCCUCCAAGCCCACAUAGAGCAGAGCCGGUCUUUGGCUAAAUAAAGGAAAUGGAAAAUAGCAUUUGUCGGAAUGGGCAAUGGAUAACAAAAGGUUCAUUCUUUUAACAACUCUGCUUCCAAUUUAGAUGGAAAUGAUUGUAGCUGAUACUGCUGAUUUCUAUACUUAUUGAGGGAGUGAACUAUGUCAACUAUUUGCAUACAUUCCUAAUAUAUAAUUCCCCUCAUUAAGCCUGCUUUUAUAGUUCUAACCUAUGCAUAGUGCCAUAAAUGACUCAAAUACUGUUUCAGAGAGUUAGAUUAUUGUAUUGCCUUUUAUUAACACACUUGAUCUUGAUCUUAAAACUGAAUUCCACUAUCUACCCCUCACAGUAUAAUUUUGUCACGUUGGUGAACAGAAAACAAAUGCACAUUAGAAAAGCAAUACUUACUUUUUUUGUAAUUUUAGAUAAUGGUGUUCUUUUUAAUCAACUAUUUAAAAUGUGUCUCAUUUAACUUGCAAGUUUACAUCUUACUGUUUAUUAUUACACCUUCUGUAUGUACUAGCAGGCAAUGCUUACUCAAUAUAUAUAGCAGUAAAUACAAGUCAGGUGGAUUAUAUAAAAAUAUCAAAUCCUAUUUAUGUGUGGUUAUGUGCUCAGAAGCAAGAAUUAAAAUUAAUUCUCUAGGAAAAUAUUUGAGUGUGCCAGAUCCAAACACACAGACAUUGUUUUUCUUGUAUUCAGAAUUACCAUAUGGCUCUCAUUUUUUCUAAUUAAAUUUGACUUAAGCAGGAACCGUGGCCCACUGGCAUAUACAAUAUAUCAUUUAUAGGAUGCUGAGGUACAAUUGUGAAGUAUCAGGUUAUCCAAACACAGUACAGGAGACAAAUUACUUGAUCAUUGCAUAAACCUUCUCUGCAAGGAUGGGUUAAUACUGUCUGAAAGGUUGCAUAUUUAAAUUCAUAGAACCACUUCCGAUGAUAAUAGGUUCCACCCAGAAAGUGCCCUUUGGCCAAACAUCUGUUCUUCAGUUUCCAGCAUGCUAAACUUUUGGAACCCCCCAAACUGGGCAGAUUUAAAUCUGUGUAGUAAUUUAGCUGCCAGAUUUUUCCUGUGUAGUCUGAGUGACCUGCUCAAGGAGAGCUAGGGCUUCUCCUUGAAGUAUACAGCCCUUUGGGCCCUGGUGGGAAUCCAGCACUGUCUGCAGUGCAUAUAUAAGGCAGAUCUUUCCUACAUUCCAGUGGUCCAAGCACAGCAAUUACAGAUCACUCUGCCUUCUUCUUUCAAAGCAGGUACGGUAUGUCUCAGAGGUCCUUCCUCUGUGAAAGUCACAGCCAAAGGGUGCCGUCCUGCAGGGUACCGAGAACAUCCUGUGAGAUACUGAGCAUUUUCAACUCCCACUGAAUUCAGCAUCUCGCAAGAAUUACUCAGCACCUAGCAGAAUGGGGUCAUAAAUCCCUAUCCCUGCAAACAUCUUUCCAUUCUCAUUAAGACAAAAAAUUAACAAGCCUUGUUGUUACAUUUCUUCCAUUGGAAGAGUCUUUCCAUUGACUUCAAUGGGCCUGGAAUCCGACCCUGAUUGUACACAGCCAUUCAAAUUGUGUGCAGCAUGAAGUCAGUGAGACUGGAUCCAGUAGCACUUACUACAAAUAAAAUGUAUUGUUUUUCUAACGUCCUCGUUUUUAUUUCUAAACAAAACCUAAUCCUGGUUUAACUUUUUUGGUUUAUGUGUAAGUCACAUUAUAGCAUAUUAUUAAAUCUCAUUGGAGUCACCCCAUCCUCUUCCCUUGCAUUUGCAAUGCAUAUCAAAAUCAUUUCCAAGACUGAUAGCGUGAUCCCAUUGUCCUCAUUCGAACAAAACUCUCAAUGGCUUAGGUGGGAGUUUUGUUGAAGUAAGGAAAAGAGGAUCCUGUCCUUUGUUCUUUGUCAUUAUUCAGAUGUUUUCACAUUGAAAUCUACUGUAUAAUUCUUGUUAUUUCUUUCAUGGUUCUUAAUCAAAAGCAAUCUGUAUGGUCAUCAUCCCAUACAUUUGUCUCUCAUUUUACUGUAUCCCAAAAUGAAUUUAUCUCCUCUAUGUGUGAAUAAAAGUCAGAUUUUAAUUUA